AUGUCGCGGCCUCGCGGCGAUAGCGGAUACGAUCCGCUACCGGGGUCACAGCGCGAGGCCUCUCCACCGCUGGCGGUGCUGCUCUGUAGGUCUCAACGCUCACCAAGCACGCCACUGCGCGUCUUUGGCUCCGAAAUCACGAACCGCCUUCCCACUCCCCCACCACCGCGAAUAUCGUCAUCGUCGCCGCUGACAGCCGCUGCACCGCUGUGUGCGGCGACUGCGACUCUGUGCAGUGUGGCUAUCGAUGCGCCACUGAGCUACGCACCGCCUGGGCCAGCGUCAUCGUCGAGCUGGCUGGAAGUCGAUCCUUAUUGUUGUCCCAGCAACAGGGGCGACGUCGUCGAGCCCAGCCUGUCUUACGAAACACUACUUGGCGCCAAGGGUAGUGCAUGCCCACGACAAGGACCGUUUCCGCUGGCAGGCGUCGGCUCGCGUUCAUCCGGCAACGGCACCAACAGUCGUGUUACUCUGCAAACAGUAGGGGGCGGCGACCAGUCGUGCCUUGAGCUUCCCCACGGUAGCAUGAGUGGCCAAGCAGAGACUUCGAUGCCGUCUGCGCUGAGUGCAAAGCGGCGUCUCAGAGACGGCGGUACCGAGAACAGUGAUGGCCAAGCUGGCCCCCGUUCUUCAUGGCCGCACGUGAAGCGGCAACGGGGCGAGGAGGCCGCCAACAGCGGCCUCACCGGUGCCUUCAGCACCACUGCGCCUCUGCCUCGGCUCCCUGCUCCACCUAUGCGAACGGGAGGCGUGGGCGUCCCAGGUGGUGCGGACAGCAUCUGCUGUGGCGGUGACGUUGAUGCUCGACUCAGUCUUGUUACUUCCUCCUCCGAGAACGACGAGGACCCUUGGGGCCCGCGUCGCGGCGCUUGUGGCUUCCUCACCCCGGUGUCGACGAAGCUGCUGUCCCUGCCUCCCGUGGCGUUGGUGCCACUGCCGCCGUCUCAGCAUCUUCAUGCGCGCGUGUGCCGUCCAGCGAGUUUGCUUGAUAAAGAGCAUGCUGCACCAGCUUGGCAGGUACUGACCUCGGGGCCCGCAGCGACUGAGGAGGAAGAGGAGGGGCUGGUCCAUCUUGUGUCAACGUCCCGCAGCACCACUCUCUUUUCUCCUGCCCGGGGCAACGUGCUCCUCUGCAAUGCAGUCGACGGCGCCAUUUCCUAUUCGCCACUGACACUGGAUGACAUCAGCCCAAUUCUGUGUCUCUCCGAGGAACGGCUUGAGCACUGUCGGAUGAGUGCGGUGGCGUGCGACCAGCACCCAUCAGCCGAGGUGGACGACGAGGAGAGCAUGGGCGGUGUUGCGCCGGGCUUCUCCACACAGUGCUUCACAGGCAGUGCUCGCUUUGUUCACGAGGAAGCAUUGCGGCUGCUCACCGCCACGUGUGAGGACGCCGAGGGCGCUCUACUACAAUGGCCCGGUUAA
Leishmania braziliensis MHOM/BR/75/M2904 is the source of this 1422-nucleotide messenger RNA. RefSeq lists its product as hypothetical. Lineage: Eukaryota; Euglenozoa; Kinetoplastea; Trypanosomatida; Trypanosomatidae. The transcript has a single exon. The coding region runs from base 1 to 1422 and encodes 473 amino acids. The record is from RefSeq and is a predicted model, not a curated record.